AUGGAAGAUGAAGAUUUGGAAUUGCUGUUGUGUCAAAGCUUGGGGAGAAAUCGGUACCUUAUCUUUAUGGAUGACAUGUGGGAUAUUGGGGCAUGGGAUGAUUUGCAGAGCUCUUUCCCAAAUGACCAAAAUGGAAGUACAAUUUUGAUAACCAGUAGUCUCUCUGAUGUGGUUUUCAAAGUCACGCUGGAAAGUAAUCUUUUUAAUCUUCGUCCACUCUCUGAUGAUGAAACGUGGGAGUUUCUAAGAAUGAAGAUAUUUCCUAAACAAUGCUGCUCUGAGGAACUAUGGGAAGUCGGAAAGACAAUGCUAGGAACUGUCAAGGGCUGCCUCUUUCAUUUGUUGCAAUUGCAGGUCUCCUUAAAGGGAGAAACAUGA
Coffea eugenioides is the source of this 378-nucleotide messenger RNA. RefSeq names its product putative late blight resistance protein homolog R1A-3. The coding region runs from base 1 to 378 and encodes 125 amino acids. Lineage: Eukaryota; Viridiplantae; Streptophyta; Magnoliopsida; Gentianales; Rubiaceae. The record is from RefSeq and is a predicted model, not a curated record. Gene Ontology annotation, molecular function: ADP binding. The transcript has a single exon.